CUGGCCCUGCCUACCGCGCUACCUGAGGCGCCAAGGCCAGCCGCGUCCCUGAUUUCCGGGCCCAGCUGCGCCCCUCCGUCCGUCCCCACCUCAGGCCGGCCGCAAGGGGUGUUCCCCGACCCCGGAGACCCAGACUGUGAGCCUGACACCCCUGAGAGAGGUGGGCCAAUUCACCAAGGCCCACUCUGUCUCUGCAGGUGCUCAGGCUCAGAUGCCGCCCCCAGCGAUGCACUGCCCGAGACUGGCCCUGGGCCUGGGAUUCUGCCUGCUGCUGGGCAUCACCCUCUGCUCUCUGUGGUUGUAUGUCGAGAACUGGCUGCUGGUCUCCUACAUCCCCUAUUAUCUCCCCUGCCCAGAGAUCUUCAACAUGAAACUUCAGUACGAGGAGGAGCCGUCCCAGCCCGUGGCACAGUCACAGUACCCUCAGCCCAAGCUGCUGGAGCAAAAGCCCACAGAGCUGCUGACACUCACACCCUGGCUGGCGCCCAUCGUCUCCGAGGGAACCUUCAACGCCGAGCUUCUGCAUCACAUCUACCAGCCGCUGAACCUGACCAUCGGGCUCACGGCGUUUGCCGUGGGGAACAGGUACACCCGGUUCGUCCAGCACUUCCUGGAGUCGGCCGAGCAGUUCUUCAUGCGGGGGUACCGCGUGCGCUACUACAUCUUCACUCACGACCCCCAGGCCAUUCCUCGGGUCCCGCUGGGCCCCAACCGCCACCUCAGCGUUGUCCCGGUCCCCGGGCCCUCCCAGUGGGAGGAGGCCUCCACGCGCCGGAUGGAGGUCAUCAGCAUGCACAUCGCCGAGAGGGCGCACCGGGAGGUGGACUACCUCUUCUGCCUGAACGUGGACACGGCGUUCCGGAACCCGUGGGGCCCCGAGACCUUGGGGGACCUGGUGGCCGCCAUCCACCCGGGCUACUUCACCGUACCCCGCCACCAGUUCCCCUAUGAGCGCCGGCCCGUCUCCACCGCCUUCGUGGCAGACGGCGAGGGGGACUUCUACUAUGGCGGGGCGGUCUUUGGGGGCCGGGUGGCCAGGGUGUAUGAGUUCACCAGGGGCUGCCACAUGGGCAUCCUGGCGGACAAGGCCAACGGCAUCACGGCAGCCUGGCAGGAGGAGAGCCACCUUAACCGCCGCUUCCUCUCACACAAGCCCUCCAAGGUGCUGUCCCCCGAGUACCUCUGGGACGACAGGCAGCCCCAGCCCCCCAGCCUGAAGCUGAUCCGCUUCUCCACCCUGAACAAGGACACCGCCUGGCUGCAGAGCUGACGGCGGAGGCGGGGCCGCCGCGGACGGGGGAACCCCAGCGAGCGCCCGGCUCACCGGAGCCGCCGGGCACCGGGGCCUCACUCCUCAAGCCUUACGUGGGACCAGCCCUGUGCCGUCUAACCUCCACCCCUGCUGGCAGAAUCCAGCGAGAAGGUGGGCCUGGAAAGGCCUCUGUCCACUGCGAAGAGCAGUGUCCGCGUGGAGGAGAACACCAAGAUCACACCAUCCGAGGCCCAAGGACAGGAGGAAGGGAGGCCAGAGGUGGAAGAAGACGGGGCCUGCAGGCCUCCGCCAGCCCACAAGCCUUCGGGGCAGCCCCACCCAGGGCCCCAAAUCCCCUCUCUGCCACCCGCCCGUUCGUUGCCUGCUGCCCUUGACGUUGCACUUCUAACACUUGUAGGAAAGGCAUCCCCACCCCCUUUUCUCUGGCUGCAGGGGUCCCUGCUGUGUGUCCCCAGCCUCUGGAGCCAGUUUUUCACUCAGGACCCGGAGGGAGCCUUCCAGGCUCCCUGGUUUCCUGUCCCUGCCUCAUUCGAGGUGGACGGUCCCCGGCACCAAGCACCUCUUCUGUAAGAGGGUUUGGGCAGCUUUUAAUAAAAGUAGCGUGUGCUAGGCCCUAACCGGGCUUUCUUCA
Messenger RNA from Cervus elaphus (red deer), 1904 nucleotides. It is a transcript of the gene GBGT1, whose product is annotated as globoside alpha-1,3-N-acetylgalactosaminyltransferase 1 (FORS blood group). The record is from RefSeq and is a predicted model, not a curated record. Gene Ontology annotation, molecular function: globoside alpha-N-acetylgalactosaminyltransferase activity. Bases 212 to 1270 code for a protein of 352 amino acids. NCBI's taxonomy places the organism in Eukaryota, Metazoa, Chordata, Mammalia, Artiodactyla, Cervidae. The transcript is spliced from 7 exons. Gene Ontology annotation, cellular component: Golgi apparatus; vesicle; membrane. Gene Ontology annotation, biological process: carbohydrate metabolic process.